AUGGGUUUUUUCUACAGCGGGUACCACAAGCCUAGUGGGAAGAACAUAAAAGACAGGAGAGCCCAAAUAUUUUACGUUUUGGGACUGUUCGUACUACCCACCAUCGUGACUUAUGCAGGUAGCAACUACCACGUGCUGAAUUUUUUCAUUGACACCUUUAAGCCGAUUGAAGUACCCAGGGAAGUAGACUUUGAGAUCAUUAGAAAAAUAUACCAUGAUAAGAAGCCCACAUCCAAGAGCUCGGAUUACGACGAAAAUACGAACAUGUAG
Molecule: messenger RNA, 270 nt
Organism: Plasmodium cynomolgi strain B
Lineage: Eukaryota; Apicomplexa; Aconoidasida; Haemosporida; Plasmodiidae
Exons: 1
Coding region: 1-270 (89 amino acids)
Source: RefSeq, a predicted model, not a curated record